Cyprinodon tularosa is the source of this 1487-nucleotide messenger RNA. Its product is annotated as protein FAM8A1-like. NCBI's taxonomy places the organism in Eukaryota, Metazoa, Chordata, Actinopteri, Cyprinodontiformes, Cyprinodontidae. The coding region runs from base 21 to 995 and encodes 324 amino acids. The transcript is spliced from 5 exons. The record is from RefSeq and is a predicted model, not a curated record.
GUGACGCUUCGCUUUUAAACAUGGCCGACCUCGAAAAAACAAUCAUGGAAGUGGACAAGGGGAAAAACAAACCGUUCGUAAAUCAAGUGAAGGCGCAGCUUGACGAUGCCACCCACAUAACAGACAAGCGGAGGAGUCCGGAAGCUAUUAACCAGUCGGCUGAAAGCUGCUCCACAGCGGAAUACUGUGAGAAGCUCCAGGCAUGGAUGUGGCAGUACUACAGUGGAUAUGUGAACUGGCAGAGCUGGCUGUUAGCUUCAGUCCCUCCCUGCUUACAGCAGCCCAGCGGAACGUCCACUGCUCUUGUUUUUAGCGCUCAGAACGGACAAAAUGCUCCCUUUGGUCUGCCACUGUUGCCUUAUCCACCUACUACCAGCUUCCCGAGCAGCCGGGCGGGAGAAACCGCUGCCGGAGCCCCAGCGGCCGCUGGGCAGCAGCGGGAUCAGGGGAAUGCUCAAAGACAGGGUCGAGAGUACAGCAUUCCUUCACCUCUCCAAAGACUUAUGGCAGAGAUUGUGGAUUUCUUCAUAUUGUUUUUCAUAAAAGCAACCAUAAUUAUCAGUAUCAUGCACUUAAGUGGAAUUAAAGAUGUUUCCAAAUUCGCCAUGCAUUUCAUCGUGGAGGAAAUUGAUGAAGACACGUCAAUGGAGGAGCUGCAGAAAAUGAUGCUUGUGGCCCUCGUGUAUCGGAUUUUAGUUUGUUUUUAUGAGAUUAUUUGCAUUUGGGGAGCUGGAGGCGCCACUCCGGGGAAAUUCCUCAUUGGACUCAGAGUCGUUACGUGCGAUUCGUCGGUUCUGGUUCAGCCCAAUAGAGUGCUAGUAGUGCCAGCAACUAAUGUUUCCCUGUCAGCGUCAACUGUCCGAGCCUUGAACAAGAACUUCUCCAUAGCUUUCUUUUUCCCAGCCUUUAUCACGCUUCUCUUCUUCCAGCACAACAGAACUGUCUACGACAUGGUGGCUGGUACGAUAGUUGUCAACCGCUCCAGAGUCAGAUGAUGCUGUAAUGAAGGACAGGAAGAGGAUGGAUAAAUUAAAUUGCAAGAGUAAAAUAACAAAACGGUGACAUUGCUGUGAAGAGAAGACAUGUGGGACAGGUGCUGCGUGUGGAACACUUACUGAGGUUCUCUAAUGGAUCACUGCGUGGAGGUUCUGCGUUCGCAGUCUGUUUUAUGCCAAAUCUUAGCUGUAUUUAACACAGGAGGAAUGAAAGUGAACACAUUUCCCUUUCAGUUAACACAAGCUUUGCCUUAUUUGAUAUCUUCUCCCUAUUACAGCUGGAAGCCAUGCCUGGAUCAGUGUUUGACUUUCUACUAAUGUAUUUAUGUUCUUGUAUCCCUCAGUAUCUCUUUGCAUCACAGGCAUGUUCACUGUAUUAAAUGAAACCCAAACAUCAGUUGUAGAAAAAUACCAAAAUAGGAGAUAUUUUAUUAUAUUUAAAAUUAAAAAGUAUGCUAAUUGAUACCAGAAACAUUUCAGAAAAAAAUACUU